This is a messenger RNA of Epinephelus lanceolatus (giant grouper), 1960 nucleotides long. RefSeq names its product organic cation/carnitine transporter 2-like. Gene Ontology annotation, cellular component: membrane. Lineage: Eukaryota; Metazoa; Chordata; Actinopteri; Perciformes; Serranidae. Gene Ontology annotation, biological process: transmembrane transport. The record is from RefSeq and is a predicted model, not a curated record. Gene Ontology annotation, molecular function: transmembrane transporter activity.
GCAAACUCGUCUGUUUUUUUCUGUUGCCGUUGAAAAAGAAGUGGUCUACAGGUUACAGGCUGUGGAAGAGAUCGUUAGGAUUCUGAUAUGAAGAAUUAUGAUGACACCAUAUCUUUUCUGGGUCAGUGGGGCAGCUUUCAGCAGACUGUCUUCUUCCUGCUCGGUGUCAGCAUCAUGCCCAAUGGAUUUGGAACUUUGUCUCUUGUCUUCUUGACUGCUACUCCCAGUCACCACUGUCUGGUUCCUGAGGUUAACCUGUCCCAAGAUUGGCGCAAUGCUAUCAUCCCGAUAGAGGUGGUGAAUGGGAAACAGGAGCUGAGCAGAUGCAGCAGGUACAGGCUGGAUGUGGUCGAAAAUCUCUCUGCUCAGGGAUUCAUUCCUGGCAGGGACGUCAACCUCACUGACCUGGAGCAGGAGGGCUGUGUGGAUGGGUGGAGCUACAGCAAAGACAUCUACCAAUCCACAGUUGUCUCUGAGUUUGACCUGGUGUGCAGGGAUCAGUGGAAGGAGCCGCUCACCUCCACAAUUUUCUUUCUGGGAUUUCUAUGUGGAUCCUUCGUCUCAGGACAGCUCUCAGACAGGUUUGGAAGAAAGCCUGUUCUCUUUGCCACCAUGGCCAUUCAGACAGUUUUUACCUUUGCUGAAAUCUUUUCACCUUCUUGGACGGUGUUCUCCAGCCUCAUCUUCAUCAGUGCUGUCGGACAGGUCUCCAACUAUAUAUCUGCUUUUGUGCUGGGCAGUGAGAUCUUGACUGGAAAUGUUCGUGUCCUGUUCUCAUCUAUGGGUGUGUGUGUGGCCUUUGCCUUUGGCUACAUGGUGCUUCCACCCAUUGCCUACUUUUUAAGGGACUGGAAAUCCCUCCUGCUGGGGUCCACUCUGAUUUGCCUGAUCUAUGCCCCCCUCUGGUGGUUCAUCCCAGAGUCUCCUCGAUGGUUGCUCUCACAGGGAAGAGUGGAGGAGGCUGAGGCCAUAGUGAGAAAGGCUGCUAAGAAGAACAGAGUCGAGGCUCCACUGGUGAUCUUUGAAGAUUGCAUUGCAUAUGCUGAUGAGACAGAGAUGCACUCCAAGGAACAACACAAUAUCUUCGACCUGCUGAGGACAAAAAACAUCAGGAACAUAACUCUUAUUCUGUGCCUUAUAUGGAGCACUUUGAAUACUGGAUACUACGGCCUGUCCCUGAACUCGGCUGAGCUUCAUGCUAACCCGUACAUAAGCAGUUUCCUCUCAGCAGCUGUGGAGGUACCAGCAUACAUUUUCUGCUGGGUGGUAGUGCGAUACUUUCCACGACGACUGUCUGUCACCUGUCUCUUGCUGCUCGGAGGAGUGUCACUGUUCUUAAUUCAACUAGUACCCCAAAGUUUAUCAGAUCUGGCUGUUGCUCUGGAAAUGGUGGGUAAAUUUGGUUUGUCCACCGGUGCAGCCCUGAUCUAUAUCUACACAGCAGAGAUUUACCCAACAGUGCUGAGGAACACUGCGACAGGGACAUGCUCGUCUGUUUCCAGAGUGGUUAUCUGCAUUAUGCCCUUUAUAUUAAAGCUGAGUGUAUACUUUAAGUACCUGCCUUAUAUAAUCCUGGGGACUCUGUCUGUUGUGUCUGCCUUCGCUGCUCUCUUCCUGCCAGAGAGUUUUGGACGACCUCUACCUCAAACUAUUCAAGAGAUGCAUAAGAGAGAACGUUGGGUUCUUAAAGGAAUAUAAAGCCCCUAUGUGUGGAUUUGACUUUGGCAACUCUAAAAGCAAGAAGAGUCCAUUCAUCACAAGAAUCAAAAGAUAUGGUGCUUUUCGAAAGUCAGCUCUUUACAUGAGUUACUAAGCAUACGAUUCCUUCUAUUUACCAUUUUUAUGAUCAAACAUUUCCAUCCCAUAAGUUCAGUCAGAACAAGUGGAUUCAAUGGCAUUAUAUGACAUUUCACUGCACUCUAUGCAUGUUAUCUCAAAUCAUAAAGAUGUCUACAAAAUA